Mesorhabditis belari is the source of this 12108-nucleotide messenger RNA. Lineage: Eukaryota; Metazoa; Nematoda; Chromadorea; Rhabditida; Rhabditidae. The record is from the annotation of a GenBank genome assembly.
AUGUCCUACUCUUAUUCGGCUUCUAUCUACGCUCCCGGGCAUCAAACGGGCAAAAAUGAACGAACGAUUGUCAACGAUAGACAACAUCAGGACAAAUCGGAUCAAACAACUAGAGAUCAAAUGAGCAAUCGGCGUCACUACGACAUUCCGGUGCGUAUUCCAAGACCGGGAGGAGCUCCUACAAAUGGUGGAAAUCUUGGAGCCGUACCUUCCCCAAGGACUUUUGAAGAGGAGGAUUUCACGAACGAAACUCUGUACUUUGAGCGAAACCGUAUCAAGCAGCUUCAAGAUGAACGGGUGCAUAUCCAAAAGAAGACUUUCACGAAAUGGUGCAACUCCUUUCUUAAUCGGGCAAGAUUGGAGAUCAAUGAUCUUUUCGUGGAUGUAUGUGAUGGCGUGAUGCUGAUGAAACUGCUUGAAAUCAUCUCAGGCGAAAAGCUUGGAAAACCGAACAAGGGAAGGAUGCGUGUUCAGAAGAUUGAAAACCUAAACAAAGUGUUGGAUUUUCUCAAAAAGAAAAAGAUUCAAUUGGAAAACAUCGGAGCUGAAGACAUUCUUGACCGGAACGAGCGCUUAAUCCUAGGACUUAUCUGGACGAUCAUUUUGCGCUUCCAAAUUGAUACAAUUGUGAUUGAGGAUGAACAGGAAACUGGUGAACGCAAACACGCUAAGGAUGCACUGCUUCUGUGGUGCCAAAGAAAGACAGCGGGCUAUCGUAAUGUCAAGGUCGAAAAUUUUACCAGCUCUUGGAGAAGCGGUCUUGCUUUCAACGCUCUUAUUCAUGCGCAUCGUCCCGACUUGCUCAAUUACGACGGACUCAAUCCAAACGAUCACAUGGGAAACUUGAAUAACGCUUUUGAUAUUGCUGAGAAAAAGCUCGACAUUGCCCGCCUUUUGGAUGCUGAAGACAUCGAUGUGGCUCGUCCGGAUGAAAAAUCUAUCAUCACUUACGUCUCGCUCUAUUAUCAUUACUUUGCCAAGCAAAAGUCUGAGAUGACUGGAGCUAAACGAGUUGCAAACAUUGUCGGAAAGUUGAUGUCGCAGGAACAGAUGGAAGAUGACUACGAGGCAAUUGUGAGCGAUUUGCUCGAGUGGAUCAAGCAAACUAUUGUGAUGUUGAACAAUAGGAAAUUUCCCAAUUCAUUGAAAGGAAUUCAAGAGGAAAUGGUUCGCUUCAAUCACUUCCGGAAUGUUGAGAAGCCUCCAAAAUACAAGGAAAAGGGCGAACUCGAAGCGCUGUUCUUCAAUAUUCAGACCAAAAGAAAAGCCAUGGGUCGUGGUACAUUUGUUCCCCACCAAGGCCUAUUUAUGAAAGAUGUGGAAAGCUCCUGGGAACGACUUGAUCGAGCUGAAAACGAUCGCCAGACUGCAAUCAUCAAUGAAAUGCUACGCCAACAAAAACUUGAACAAUUAGCUGCUAAAUUCCUUCGAAAAGCUGAACUCAGAGAACAUUGGUUGAAUGAUAUGAGUCGUCAUCUUGAUGAGCUAGAGUUGGGACGAACAGCUAGCGAUGUCGAGGCUGCUUUGAAAAAGCAUCAAGCAAUCAGCGCCGAUAUUUUACCACGCGAAGAACGCUUCAAGAUUUUGUCUAAGAUGUGCGCCGAACUUACAACUGAAAAUUACCAUGAAGCGGAUCGUAUCCGGGCUCGUGAACGUGAAAUCUUGGAAAAAUGGGCUCAUCUGCUCUCGGUAUUGGAAACAAAGCGUAAGCAAAUAAUGGGCUUGAAUGAAUUGAUGGGUCUUCUUCGAGACAUCGACACCCUAGGCAGCGAGCUGAAACACCUCGAGCCUGUGGUUCGCAACCGAGAUGUAGGAAAACAUAUUCUUGGAGUCGACGACUUGAUUGGAAGGCAUGAACUGGUUGAAGGACAAGUUAACGCUCACGGUGCUUGGUUGGGAAAUGUCACUCGUCAUGCUCAAACUUACAUUCGUGGAAAAGGAGAGCAAUAUGAAAUACUGCAGCGCAAGCUCGAAGAUGUCAGCGCACAAUACGACAACUUGGUGUCUCUCUGUCAGCAGCGUCGAGCCGCUUUGUACAAAGCCAGAGAACUUUUCCAGUUUAUUCAAGAUCAUGAAGAGGAAAUGACUUGGCUAGCCGAAAAAGAAGCUCUUUGCCAGAAUGCUAUUCAAAAAGGAGACGUUGCAAACGUGGUCAACAUUGGUCGAUUGCAUAAAACGGUCGAGUCGGAAAUGAAAUCACACUGGACCCGCUCGAAAGAAAUUAUGGCUGCAGGCGAACGAACAUUGUACUCGGAAACGCCCGCUCUUCCUUCUUCUUUUAUGAAUGGACAAAAUCGAGAAGACGUGCAGAAAAGAAUCCAGCAAAUCCAAGCAAAAUGGGAGGCUUUACGCCGUGUGGUUGACAAAUUGGCGCAAUGGUUGCAAGAGGCGGAGCGCGCUCAGCAAUACUUCCAGGAUGCUAAUGAGGCAGAGUCUUGGAUUCGGGAGAAGAUGCCGCUUGUAAAAUCUGAUGAUUAUGGAAAAGACGAAGGGCAAGCUGAAAGCCUUUUAAAUCGCCACAAUCGACUUGCAGAGGAAAUCAAUGCAUUCCGUUCCGACAUUGUUCGAUUGGAAGAAUCGGCUUCGCAACUUGGUAGCUCUUCAUUGUUCACAAAUGGAAACUCUCUAGCAAAUGAUAGUGAAGAAUUGCUUGUUCCACAGGUGGAAAUGCUGUACAAGUAUGAAGGCAAUGGAAUGAAAGUAAAGAAAGAGGAAGUUGUCGCGUUGCUUGACAAAACGAAUUCUGACUGGUGGUGUGUCCUGAAACAAGAUGGCAGUGAGGGAUAUGUUCCAGCCAACUAUUGCAGAAUUGUUCCGGGAGAAAGUGUGACUAUCGCCCAAAGUGCUGCAAGUGGUUCGAAGGCUGCUCGUCAUGAAGGAGAUGGAAAGAAAGAAAUCCAAGAGCGUCAACAGAUGAUUAGCCAAGACUAUCGGAAGCUGAACAAGAUGGCGGAAAUUCGUCGUCGAUUGCUUAGCGACAAUAUCAAGCUAAUGCGUUUCUUCCGUGAAUGCGAUGAAUUUGAGAAUUGGGCUCAAGACACAAUCACCGCGCUUUCCGAUGAACCAUCUGUAGAACAUGUGGAAGCUUUUCGCAAGAAGCUUGACAAGCUGGAGCACGAUAUUGCUGCGAACGGUGGCACACAACUCAAACGAAUCAACACGAUGGCCGAUGAGCUUUCAGGAGAAGGGCAUAGCCAAUCGCAUCAAAUCACAGCAAGGCAAGAAGCGAUGAACAAAAUUUGGGCUGAAAUCGAGAAACUAUUCCGUGCCAAAGCUCACCGCCUUUCCACACUCGAACAGCUGGCUGAUUUUAAUGCCAACUGCGCUGAUGUCGAGAGCUGGAUGAAGGGCAAGUUCGAUAUUCUCGAUCGCAAACCGCAGGACCUGAAAUCGCUUCAGAAUUUGGAAAGGGAUUUGAAGCCAUUAGAGGAAAAGAUUCGAGCUCUCGAAAAUUUGGCGGACCAUGUGAAAGCUUCAAAUCCUGAAAUGGCGGCUCUCAUUCAAAAACGUAUCAACGAGUUGAAGGCAAUCCAUUCCGACCUCUUGAAUCGAGCCCGGCAAAAAAUUAUGACAGCAGAAGAAACUCAAGGCCAAGAGAUGUUUGACAAUGCUCUACUCGAAAUGCAUAAGUGGAUCGAAAAGACUAAAAAGGAGCUUAACGAUAUGAUGCGCCCGAUCGAUGUUCAAACGGCAGAAGAUAUGCUCAAGAAACACUCGGAGCUUGGAGAACAAAUUAAGGACAAAAAGUAUGAAGUGGAGUACGUACAUGAAUUGGGGAAGCGACUUCUCGAUAAGAAUCCACGCCUAAACGUUGUUCGAGAAAAGCUUGGAAACUUGCAGCAUGCUAUGGAAGAAAUUCGAGGGAUCUGGAGUGCUAAGAAUGCAUACUUGAAGCAACAGCUUGAUCUCCAACUUUUCAACCGCGAAGCAGAAAGAAUUGACGCUGUAACGAAAGGACAUGAGGCUUUUCUCGAUUUCAAAGACCUGGGAGAUUCAGUUGAGUCAGUCGAGAAUCUGCUCAAAAGGCAUCGUGAUCUCGAAGCCAAAUUGGACGCUCAGCGACCUCGUCUUGAUGCUUUUAAUAAGAACGCCGAUGAACUGAUCAGAGUCAAGCAUCCCGAUGAAGGAUACGUUCACAAGCGACGUGAUGAAGUUCUUGCUAGACGUGAGGCCGUGCGCCGUGCGGCCGCUCAAAGAAGGGCAUUGCUGGAGGCAUCGAUGGAAUAUCAAAGCCUUCGCCGAGAUGGUGAUGAGAUGCUUGGAUGGAUUGCGGAUAAGAAGAAAAUUGCGACGGACGAUGCUCAUCUUGAUUUGCACUCAAUUGAAAUCAAACUCCUAAAGCACGAGGCAUUUGAAGCCGAGAUUAAAGCCAAUACAUCUCGAAUCGAGCACAUCAACAAGGAUGGAGCAAUGCUGAUCUCGCGUCGACACUAUGAAACACCAAACAUCGAACGAUUGGUCGAUAGGGUGAACACCGCCUGGGCUGGUUUGAAAGAUGCUUCUGCAAGAAAGGGAGAGAAACUGCGACAAGCGGCUGACCAAAAGAGCUUGAAUGAUAUCCUUGACGAUGCAAAUGCCAAACUUGACGAACUCGACGCAGCCUUGCAAAACAAAGAUGUCGGAAAUGAUCUACGCGGUGUCAAGGAUUUGAUUCAGAGACAUACAACGAUUGAGCAAGAGCUACGUGUUUAUGAAGACAAGCUACAAGAAAUCUCCAGUAAAGGAUCGCAUAUGGCCGAGCAAGGGCAUUUCGAUUCGGAAAGAAUUACCAAAACCGUUAAAAAUUUACUGAAUAGAUUUGAAAAGCUGACUGACCCUUGUGCGGCAAGACGUGCGGCUCUUGAGGAAUCUCUGAAAUGGCAUCAAUUAGCUUUUGAUGUUGAUUGUGAACUUCAAUGGAUUGCCGAAAAGGUUCCAAUUGCCGCAUCUGAAGAAACUGGUCGAACUCUCACUGAAGCCUUGAACAUGGCAAGAAAACAAGAACAGCUGGAGGCUGAAGUCAACCAACAUGCUCCUCACAUUGAAGAAACUGUGCAUCGUGGCGAAGAGCUCAUCAAAAGAAAACACACAGCCCAAAAAGAAAUCAAAGGCAAAUGCGAGCAGCUUGCCGGUGCUUGGACUCAUCUUCAACAGCUUGUGAAACGCCGGAAAUGGAUUGUGGAAUGGGGAGUGAAGGAGCAACAAUAUCUAUUUGAUGCUACGGAGGUUGAAUCAUGGAUGGCUGAAAAACGAAUUCUAAUCGAGUCUCAAGAUCACGGGCAAGAUGAAGAUGCAGCACAAAAACUUCUUGCGAAACACAAGGCUUUGCAGAAUGACAUGAGCACUUACAGGCAAUGGGUGGAACGAUUGGCGGUGAAGUGCAAUGAGCUAGUGUCGUCAAAACGGCCAAACGUCGAGCGAUUCACCAACAAGCAAAGGGAACUCGAAGAGGAAUUUGAACGUCUUGCGGAGCUAGCUGAAAAACGCCGACAUCUACUUGAAGAUACACUCUGCCUUCACGCUUAUCUCCGGGAAAGUGCUGAUCUCGAACAGUGGAUCAAUGAGCAGUUGCAAACGGCAAUGAGUGAAGAAUAUGGUGAUGACUAUGAACAUCUCAAGGAAUUGCAAGCAAGAUUUGCCGAGUUUCGUCAAUCAGUGAAGACGGGAAGCGAACGAUUUGUGUCCUGCGAACUUGCUGCUAACUCAAUUCUUAAGCGUAACACUCCCUUCGCUCGAGAAGUUUUGAAACGCCAAGAAAGACUUCGAUCGGUUUGGACACUUCUCGUAGAGUACAUGGAGUCAAGAGAACAAAAACUUAAAGCGGCCGAAGAGUUGCACCGAUUUAAUAGAGAUGUGGCGGAGCAUGAGCAAAGUGUUGCCGAACGACUUAAUGGAAUGCCAAAUGAUCUUGGAAGGGAUGUCAAACAAGUGCAAUCUCUGCGGCAAUCUCACGAGACUUUCGAAAAGCAGCUGACUGAAAUGCGAACACAGCUUGAUAAACUCCUACAAGAAAGUGCUCGGCUCAAAGAAGCUUACCCUGGCGGAAACGCAGAACACAUUUCCCAGCAGCAAGUUGCAAUGACCGAAGGCUGGGAAGAACUUGAACAAGCAACCCUAAACCGAAAGUACAAGCUUCGCGCUGCUUACGAUUUCCAUCGAUUUAUGGGCGAGGUUCGGGAUCUUCUCAGUUGGUGUGAUUUGAUUGUUUCUGAAAUGCAAACCGAACAACACCUACAUGAUCUGCAAGGAGCUCAGUGGUUAAAAGAAGAACAUGCUCGACUUCAGUCAGAAAUCGAAACACGAAAGCCUGCUUUUGCAAAAAUUGAUGCUACUGGAAGAGAAAUGAUUGCGGCAGAGCAUUAUGCAAGUGACGAAAUCAGGGCUCGUCUUCACCAGGUUGAUAGUGCUCUGAAACGUCUUCAUUCUGAAUGGUCGCUUCGAGAAUCUUACUUAGCACAAGUCGUUCAAUGGCACUCCUUGCAACGCGAAGCAAAACAAAUUCUUUCGGCAAUUCAAAGCAAGAGGAAUACUUUAAAACAGUUGGCCGUCGGUGGAAAUGUGCAAGAGGUCGAAGCCCAGAAGAAAAGACUCGAAACCUUUGCAAAAGCCCUCGUUUCUUUGGAUGACAGAGUACAAACGCUCGAUAAGACCGCACGGGGUUUGAUUGAAGGCCGUCAUUUUGAAUCGAAAAACAUCGAAGCCUGGAGAACCAAGGUUCACGAGUCGCUUGUUGCUCUCAAGAAUGAAAUUGCCAUUCGUAGAAAAGAACUUGAUGCUGCUUUGGAUGAAGCGAAGUUUGGCGGAGAUGUUCGUGACAUGGAGACGUGGAUCACUGAAAAAAUACAAGCAAUCAGAGUGGAAGCUGAGCGACAAGGGCAAUGCACAACUAUUGAAGAUAAAAUGAAGAGACUCCAGCGUCAUCAAGCAUUUGAAGCUGAACUUGACGCCAACAGAGAUCGAGUGAAGGCGAUUUUGGAUCAUGGCCAAUCUCUGCAGCGUGGACCCAAUGGGCGAAUGGUGACUGAACAAUGUGCUCGUUUGUCUCAACAUUGGAAAGAUCUGGAGGCUCUAUGCAUUGAUCAAUCGCGUGCUCUUGAGGAAGCUCGAGAUUUGCUUAGAUUCAAACAACUGGUUGACCGUGUAUUUGAAUGGAUUCGAGACAAGGAAAGCAUGCUUCAUGCAGCGGAUAUGGGCAACGAUAUGGAACAUUGCAAUAUUUUGAUUGAUCAACUUGAUGGAACAACAGCCGACAAUUCUGUUGAUGAGCACACGCUCAAAGAACUCAAUGAGCUUGGUGAUAAACUUGUUCAGCAAGGUCGAAGUAGUCAGAAAGAAGUUCAUGAGCAAAAAACAAAGAUUAAUCGUUCUUGGCAAACGCUUCAAUCGGAUAUUCGAGCGUACAGACAACAGCUCAAGGCCGCUUUGGAGGUUCACAAAUUCAAUCGUGACGUUGAUGAUAGCAAUGAACGCAUCCAUGAAAAGACGUUGGCUAUGAAGAGCGAGGAUUUUGGCCGUGACUUCGCCACCGUUGAUCAAUUGAUGAGAAAGCAAGUGGCACUGGAACGAGACAUGGAAGUGAUUCACUCAAAGUUGGCUGCUCACGAUGCUGACGCCCAGAAACUACUAGCCACCAAUCCUCCUUUGAAAGACACAAUCCUUACUUCACUCAAACGUCUCGAGGCAAGUUGGGGAGUGUUGUCUGAGACUGCUGAACAGCGACACAGCCGGCUUGAGCGUGCCCAUCAACUCUACCGAUACAUCGACUCAGUGAAGAAGGCAGAACAAUGGGCGGCAAAUCUGCGCGUUAAAAUGACAUCACAUAAACCUCCAAAGACAACUUCCGAAGCUCGACUACUCAUCCAACAGCACCAUGAAAGAAAAGCCGAAAUCGAUGGACGGCAAGAAGAACUCCGCCGACUUCACGAUGAUGGACAACGGCUCGGCGCUGAACAACCCGAGCAUAAGGGAGAAGUGCAACGAGCCCACAAGCGAGUGCAAAAUAGUGAACAUCAACUCCGACAAACAUGGGAACAAGAAAAGGCUUCGCUAACACGCGCUUUGGAUUGGUUACUUUUUUCUGACCAAUGUGCGCUUGUUGAGUCCUGGUUGGCUAGCAAAGAAGCAGCGUUGAAAGAUCAUGAUAUUGGCGAUAACCUGGAGGCCGUGCAGAUGUUGAUCAAAAAACACGAAGCCUUUGAAGAAACUUUAAAGACUCAAUCGGAAAAAGUGGAAAAUGUAAAAAAAGACUCGGCAGCCUUGAUCAGCAACGGCAACGACUUUGCCGUUCAAAUUGAAGAAAGGCGCGAUGAGGUUCUCAAUCGCUAUGCAAACUUGCUGCAGCAAACCGCUCAUCGUCGUGCAAUUUUAUUAGACAAUCAACGAUUUCUGGAUUUUGUCAGGUCAUGUGGAGAACUCAUCACCUGGAUCAACGCCAAACUUCAAUUGGCUUAUGAUGAAUCUUACCUGGACCCUGCAAAUCUGAGAUCGAAACUACAAAAACAUCUUGCGUUUGACAGCGAACUGAGCGAAAACGAGAAACGCCUCAAUGCAGUUGUUGAUGAAGGGCAUCGUCUAAUCAAGGAUAAUCAUUUUUCAAAGAAGGAGGUUGAAGAACAAUUGGCUGAAUUGAAAGGUGGUUGGGAUGAGCUUCGUCAGAAAAGCGCUUUGAAAACUCAACGAUUGCGCGAGGCUUAUGAUGCAUUCACUCUCACUCGCAAAAUUGAUGAUGUGGAGAAGUGGCUUGAUCGUAUUGAAGGAGAAUUGUCUUCCGAAGAUCAUGGCAAAGAUGUUAUCUCUGUAGACACGCUAGUCAAGAAACUCGAAACUCUUCAAGCUGAAGUUGCUGGACGUGGAGAGCACAUUGCUGAAGUGAUGAGCAAGGCCAAAGAACUUAAAGCAAAAACAGGACCAAAUAAUGACAAACUUUUGACUUCGGCUGAAGAGAUCUCGCUGCGUUAUGCCCAACUCGAUGAACCAAUCAAAAUCCGUCGUGAAAAUCUGAAUGAUGCCAAAAAGCUCUUUGAAUGGGAGGCCGAAGCAAAUGAAGAAUAUGAAUGGUUGAAUGACAGGUUACUAUUGGCCCGGAGCACAGAGUUUGGUGACACAAUGCAGGCAGCUGAGAACUUAAGCAAGAAACACGCUCUUCUGGAAAAGGAUCUUGAAACUCGGCAAACAUCGCUAGAUGAAGUGGAGAAAAAAGGAGUAGCGAUGAUUCGUUCCAAGCACUUUGCUUCGUCUGAAAUUCAACGGCGCAUGGAUGAGCUCAUGAGCCUGAUGCUACAGAUGAAAGAAGCUUGUGCCACACGACGCAAUCGUCUAGAAGCUGCGGUUGUUGCACAAAGGUACUUCACCGAAGUUGCCGAAGCGGAACAAUGGAUUAGAGAUCGUCUUCCACUUGCCAUUAGCCACGAAACAAGCAAAGAUCAGGCUGGUGCUGAAUCACAGCUUCGUCGUUUGGGCAUUUUGGAGAAGGAUGCCAUCAAGUUCAACGAUGAGGUCAAGAAAAUGAAAAAAUUAGCGGAGAGGCUUGUUCAACAAGACUAUCAGGAUUCAACUCAGAUCGAUUCACGCCAGCAUAAACUUGAAGCUGCUUAUUCUCAGCUGUUGAAUGAAAUUUCGAAACGGAUGACACAGCUUGGAGAUGCGAGCCGAUACCAUGCCUAUGUUCGUCAGGCAGAUGAUCUCAUGGAUUGGCUGCAUGAGAAAGAACGCGCUGCUGCGGCUGAAGAAUACGGACGUGAUUUAGAAGAAUGCCAGAGGCUAAUUGAGGAGUUUGACAUCGUCGUACGCGAAUUGUCUGCUACUGGAGAACGCGUCGCCAAUGUGAGGAACUUCCAAGAAGAACUUCUUCGCGCUGGACAUCCGUUUGCUGCAUCGAUUCGUGCUAAAGGAGAAGAUCUUUCAAGACUUUGGCAAUCUGUUAAUGAAAUCGCCAACGAACGGCAACAGGCUUUGGCUGGCGCAAAACAAGUUCAUCGUUUUGAUCAAGAAGCGGACGAGACAAUCAAUUGGCUACAAGAGAAAGAAGCUGACGGUGUCGCUCUUGAAAAUGUGGAGCUUGCGGGCGCGGAUCUCAAUACUUUAACAAGUGAACGGCAACGUUUGGAAGAGUUCAUUCACGGAUUGAAAGCUGUUGAGAAACAGGUUACUGAAUUGUGUCGCGAGGCUGAUCGAUUGGAAGCACUGUUCCCAUACACCAAACAACACCUUGAAGGACGCAAAAUGGAGAUGACGAUGCUGUUGAAUGACAUCAUGGAGAGUGCCAACAAACACCAAGAACGCCUCAAAUAUACAGAGCAACUCCAAUCCUACUUCCAAGAGCAUCGCGAACUGAUUUCUUGGGUGAAACGUCUCUUUACGACAAUCACUGCCGAAAGUCUCCCUAAAGACGUUGGGGGGUCUGAAGCACUUGCUACAAGGCAUAACGAGUACUACUCUGAAAUGAUGGGACGAAGAGGCAAUAUUGAUAGUUUCUGUACCCGCGGUCGGAAUCAUAUGCAACAAGGACAUGUUCUUUCGUCCGAAAUCGAAAGGAGAGUCGACCAAUUGGAACGAGCAUACAGUGGAAUUCAACACGUAUGGAAAGAGCGCCACGAGCUUUACUUGGAGAACAUGGAUGUUCAACAAUGGAAAGCAAACGCAAACGCGUUGGAACAAUGGAUGGUUGAGCGAGAAAAUUUGCUUGGGGAUGAUUGGCGUCACAUUGACUCUGUUGCAACCGCUGACGAGAAACUCCGAGAUUUCGAUGACUUCCUUGUGACAGUUAAUGCCCAAGGUGAACGAUGUGAAGGAGUGAGGAGAAUGACUCUUCUUGAGAAAAAUUUCUCUAAACAACUGCAGCGAGAGGCUGAACGCGUUCGUGUGGACCAAGAAGAGAGCACGCGAAGACGCGACACCAUUAAAGUUGUUGAAAAGGGCAACCUGCUGGCUAAUCGUCGACAAGAGCGUGAACGUAGAAAGACCCAGGAAAUCAGUCUCAUGAAACCAUCUGGAUCUGGUGAAGACUUCUCCUCGCAAACAUUGCCCCGAAAAUUGGAUGGACAGUCGUCUCAACGACGAGAGCGCAGCAAAACGACAGCUUUAGGUGAACCUGUUGUUUCGGUCUCCGGACCGUCAACACUUCCAAUCUUGGCACCUGGACAAAUUGGAGGUGGUGUGUUGAUCCCACAAGAGGAAAUGCCGCAAACAUCGAUUCAAACUGUGACACCUGGAUUCAGUACUCGACGAGCAGCAUCCGUGCGUCGCUCAAGCAGUCAUCGCUGGGCCGAUGAUAUGUCACAAAUUGAUAUGACUGGCUAUGUUGAUCGAAAACAAGAGCUUCAAUCUGGUGGAAAACGAGCGACUCUUCGAUCUUGGAAGAAUUACUACACGAUUCUUUGCGGACAAUUGAUUUGCUUCUUCAAGGAUGAGGAUGCUUUUACGAACAACAUAGCCGCUUCUCCGCCUGUUUACAUUCACAAUGCUGAAUGCCAACAAUAUCCUGAAUAUGCGAAGAGAAAACAUGCAUUCAAACUCAUCACUCAAGAUGGAGCCGAAUAUCUCUUUGCUUGCAACGAGGAACGUCAAAUGCUUGAAUGGGUUGCCAAGAUCAAAUUCCACGCUACUCUGCCGCCAUCUGCACAACUGACUGCAUUCUCGCGUGAGACAAGUGCUCAUGAGACAACAUCUCAAUACAGUGGAAGCACCGCGCCGAUUCCUGCUCCUCGUUCGUCAUCAUAUUCGAAUCGAAGCGGAGAUAUCUUGCGUCGUCAGCAUGAAAUGGGCGCAUCGCAAUCAACGGAUUCUGAUGUCGAUCCAUCCAGACGAGCCAGUCAACUUAGCAAUGAUUUUGGUGAUUCUCAACGAUCGGAAAUGUAUCGUGAUCAAGCAUCCACUCAACAAUCGCAUACAAGCAACAAUGGACAUGAACAACAAGAGAGAGCACGUUAUGAAAGAAUUGAAGCAACGCAGAAAGGAAGUGAAGGCACUGAGUUCAUUUCAUGGGUCGAACAGCAGAAUGCUUCUCAUCAAAGCUCAUCAUCUGGUCCACACAAUGGAGGACAUUCGGAAACUGAUGAUGAAUCGGUGAAAGGAACGAAGCGUCGUGGUUUUUCUUCGCUUUUCUCGAGGUCUUCGAAGAAAUCUAAUAAA